AGAGGGAGUCACAGUGUUGCUUCCAAGAUGAAGGCGGUAGUUGUUGCUGCUCCACUGAUUGUGUGUCUCUUGGUGAUCAUUAGUCCGGCCCCGACCGCAGCCAAUCCUCUUUGGAAUCUCGAUCAGGUGGGAGCCUACUUCAGUGGCAUCUUUCGCUCAAUUGUGGGUCCACUCUUUGGCUUCGGCCUGGGCACCAAUAGCACCGCCUUCUAAAGCUAUACAUAUCUGCUUACCGCACCAGUCCGAAGGGAACCGGCAGCUUCUCGAGCACGUCCACCACGCAGUCAUCCAGUUGCUUGAGGAUUAGUUGGGCGGCAUAGAAGCCGGCGGGUCCGGCUCCCACGAUGCAUAUCCGCUUGGUGGGCUUGGCACCCUGGAUCAUCUGCAAUCGGGCGGAACUCGUUUGGAGGCCACGUCUCCAGAUGUUAAGUAGACCCAUGCCCAUCGUAGAUCAUUCGCCGCGUCUUCUGUUUAUAUUUAGGAAAGCUAUAGAUUAAUACAGCUAUUUCAAUAGAUAUUCCAGCAGAUGAUCACCACUUAAAAGUUGUUUGUUAAUGAUGAUUUGUUAUUUACUCUUAUCUGCGGAAAGACCUUUGGCGGUGGUCUUAAAAAUACCCAUCAAAAUAGUACCAAAAUAAUGUAUUUACUCGCCUGUGCGUUUUGGUAACACUGACUGACUGCGGGUUUUCUGUUUUUUGAAGAAAAAGGCCCCUCAAAAAUGUUGAAAAUAUGUGUAGGACAAUUAGUUUUAGAUUAUCCUUAAAAAUAUUUGAAAAUUUAAAAAUUUGUUUUCCGGAAAUGGUAGUUACAGAGUUACUUCAACGAAAAAUCGAAUAGCGCGCCACAUUACUAUUUUUAAAAUUAUGAUUUCAAUUUUAAAUAAGAAUGUUUAUCAAUUUAGUAUUUACUGAA
Molecule: messenger RNA, 912 nt
Organism: Drosophila suzukii
Lineage: Eukaryota; Metazoa; Arthropoda; Insecta; Diptera; Drosophilidae
Source: RefSeq, a predicted model, not a curated record